AUGGCCAUCGGUGAUAAGCUCGCUCAGGCCGAGGCAAACGAGAUCUCUCUCAUCUUUCGGCUGCCCGAUCUCAGCCAGCUGACGCGCGCUCGUGCAUCUGCGAGCCCUGGGCUCCAAGAUGCAGCCGUCAUAGCUGGCAAGCAGCAUGCCCUGGACGGCAAAAGCCAGGUCCUCGAGCAUUUCGUGCUAGAGGACGAGGGCGCUCCUGCUGGGCCAGACGAGGAGACGGCGGCGCGCGAUGGUCCCAACUUCGGGAGCGGUCGAAUCAUUCGCUAUGCACCCAACGGCGAUCGCCUCUGGGUCUGCGAAAACAAGGAAUGCAGCAAAGUUUUUGCCCGUCUCUACAAUCUGCGCUCCCACGAAAGGUCACAUCAGGACGAGAAGCCAUACCAAUGCCCUGUCUGCCCCGUCGCAUUCGCCCGCAACCAUGAUCUCAAGCGGCAUGUGAAAAUACACGUCUCUUCAAAGUCGUAUCUUUGCAGAGGCUGCGAUAAGAACUUCUCGCGCAUGGAUGCCCUCAAGCGCCACAAG
Messenger RNA from Mixia osmundae IAM 14324, 531 nucleotides. RefSeq lists its product as uncharacterized. The transcript has a single exon. The annotation marks the transcript as partial. Gene Ontology annotation, molecular function: DNA-binding transcription factor activity, RNA polymerase II-specific; RNA polymerase II cis-regulatory region sequence-specific DNA binding. Gene Ontology annotation, biological process: regulation of transcription by RNA polymerase II. Gene Ontology annotation, cellular component: nucleus. Lineage: Eukaryota; Fungi; Basidiomycota; Mixiomycetes; Mixiales; Mixiaceae. The record is from RefSeq and is a predicted model, not a curated record.